Messenger RNA from Dichotomopilus funicola, 1368 nucleotides. RefSeq names its product glycoside hydrolase. The transcript is spliced from 5 exons. Gene Ontology annotation, biological process: fungal-type cell wall organization; fungal-type cell wall (1->3)-beta-D-glucan biosynthetic process. The coding region runs from base 1 to 1368 and encodes 455 amino acids. The record is from RefSeq and is a predicted model, not a curated record. Gene Ontology annotation, molecular function: 1,3-beta-glucanosyltransferase activity. Gene Ontology annotation, cellular component: plasma membrane. Lineage: Eukaryota; Fungi; Ascomycota; Sordariomycetes; Sordariales; Chaetomiaceae.
AUGAGAUCCUCGACCCUGUUUCCCGCCUUGGCGACCCUCCUCAGUUUGGGGGCCGCCAAACCGACUGCCACGACCCCAGAGCCGCCCAGCAAGCGGGCGACGCUGCCGACAGUCACAGUUUCUGGAAAUGCAUUCUGGCAGGGCAACGAGCGAUUCUAUGUGCGGGGCAUCGACUACCAGCCCGGCGGGUCCUCUAACAUGGCCGACCCCCUGGCGGACACCACGGUCUGCAAGCGCGACAUUGCCGAGUUCAAGAAGCUGGGCGUCAACACCAUCCGCGUGUACAUCACCGACAACUCGGCGAACCACGACGAGUGCAUGAAGGAGUUGGCGGAUGCGGGCAUCUACGUCGUCAUCGACGCCAACAACCCGCUCUACUCGAUCAACCGGCUCCAGCCCGGUCCGUCGUACAACACCAAGUAUCUCCAGAGUGUGUUUGCGACCAUCGACGAGUUCAUCAAGUACGACAACACGCUGGCGUUCUUCUCUGGUAAUGAGGUUAUCAACGACAAUACUAAGAGUACGCUGUCGGCCCGUUACGUGAAAGCCGUCACCCGUGACAUGCGCCAGUAUAUCAAGAGCCGUGGCUACCGUGCGGUGCCCGUUGGUUACUCGGCGGCCGAUGUGGCCCAGAACCGGAUGCAGCUGGCGCACUACAUGAACUGCGGCACGGAGGACGAGCGCAGUGACUUCUUUGCUUUUAACGACUACUCGUGGUGCAAUUCCAACUUCCAACAGUCCGGCUGGGACCAAAAGGUCAAGGAUUUCACCGGCUACGGUAUUGCCAUCUUCCUUUCUGAGUAUGGUUGCACCACCAACGGCCGUGACUUUGGCGAGAUCGCUGCGCUCAUGAGCGACAAGAUGAGCUCUGUCUACUCGGGCGGUCUCAUGUACGAGUACGCGUUGGAGGCGAACGGCUUCGGUAUUGCCAAACUCGGUUCCAGCGUUAAGGAGCUGGAUGACUUUUCCAAGUUCCAGAAGGCCCUAAAGGAGAACCCGAUGCCCAAGGGUGACGGCGGUUUCACCUCGACCACCAAGGCCGUGGCCUGCCCUACCAAAGACGCCCACUGGCUUGUUGAGGGCUCGCUUCUGCCCGCGAUCCCGACCGAUGCCCUGAAGUUCAUGUCCGACGGCGCCGGCAAGGGCCCGGGUCUCAAGGGCGACGGCUCGCAGAACGCCGGCGAGGGUACCAGCACGGGAGACGCGCAGCCGGGCUCUGGAAAGGUGACGAACGCCCCCAACUCCCCGCAGUCGUCUUCUAGCGACAACGCGGCUCCCGGCUCGAACCUCGGACCGGUCGACAAGGCGCCUUUUAUCAUCUCGGGGCUGGUUGUGAUGCUAAGCCUGACCGGGACUCUGCUCCUUUAA